Nerophis lumbriciformis (worm pipefish) is the source of this 141-nucleotide messenger RNA. NCBI's taxonomy places the organism in Eukaryota, Metazoa, Chordata, Actinopteri, Syngnathiformes, Syngnathidae. The record is from RefSeq and is a predicted model, not a curated record.
AUGCUACAAUUCCUGGCUGGAUUCACCUUGGGCAAUGUUGUGGGGAUGUAUCUCGCUCAGAACUACGAUGUGCCAAACAUAGCGAAAAAAAUCGAAGCGUUCAAAAAAGACGUGGAGGCCAAGAAAAAACCACCCGAGUGA